GCGAGCUGAGCAUUACUUUAGGAAAAGAAAAUUGAAUUACAUAUACUAUUGUAGAGAAAUAUAUAUAUUAAAGAAAUGGAUCGCAGAUCGAGAAGUGUGGAGUCUCGGCAUUAUAAAAGGAGGAGAAAAUCGCGUUCAAGAUCAAGUAGUCGUGGCCGCAGAGAUAGAGGGUAUUCUGAUCGGGAUAAGUAUGAUCGAGAUAGGUAUGAUAGAGGAGAUAGAGAUCGUCGUAGACGUCGUAGUAGAAGUCGCAGCAAAUCAAGGUCUAGAGAACGCGUUAGAAGGGGUCAUGAUCAUGAUCGGGAUCUUUAUAGAGAAAUUAUCGGCCAAGAUCAUGAGAAUUACGUAAGCAGCAGAGAAAGAGAGAGAACACGGAGGCGAUCCAAAGAAGAUGACAGAAGUUAUGAGCGAUCAAAUAGACCUUAUAAUAAUAAACGCCAUAACUCCCCAGAUAAAGAAACACACAGUGACAGCAAUGAAUCUAAUGAUGGCUAUGAGCAACAAAAUUCUUACAGUAAUCAACCGCAAAGGAUUAUCAUAAUACGAGGCCUUUCACUUCAAGUAACUGAAAGCGAUAUAAGGAGUGAUUUAUUACAAUGUCAUUUGACACCAUCAGCGAUUCGUCUUAUACGGAAGAAAAAAACUGGUGUUCCAAGAGGUUUUGCGUUUGUAGAUUUCGCAACACAAGAUGAGGCCAUACGUUGGAUGAGCUAUAGGCAGGGUUACCUAGAUCUUCCAAACUGCAGAGCAAAAAUGCAAUAUAGUCAGCCUCUAAUUAGGGAUCAAAAGUUUUUAUCAGACUGGUAUUGCGUGAAAUGUGGAGUCUUAAAUUUUAGGCGUCGUGAACUGUGUUUCAAAUGCUACGCUUCUCGUGAAGAAAGUGAAAAAGGUGGUGAAGGUAGUGAUGAAGUUAGCAAUAUUUUAACCAAAAAAAUUAUGCUACGCAAUUUGGAUGUAUUAACAACAGAAGAGAGCGUUGCAACUGUGAUGCAAGAAAAAAUACCUCAACAAGUAGCGAAAGUAACCAAAAUACUAAUAUGUCGUGAUCCACUUACUCAAACAUCACGAGGAAUAUGCUAUUUGUAUUUUGAUAAUUUAAUAGAUUCAAUGAACACACACAACGCACUAAAAACACUUGAUCCACCUUUAAAUAUAGAUGAUCGUGAAGUAUUAGUAACGUAUUGCGUUGAUUCUGAAAAUAAACAAAUAUUACCUAAACCAUCAAAAUCAUCAACAAGAGACCCUAUUCCAAAAUAUACUGCAAAUACUUAUCAGUAUACUUUAGCUGAUGUUCCACGUCUAGCUGAAUAUAGUGCCAGUAUGUACGCUUCAUCUGCUGCUGAAAAAGAACAUUACAUAAAAUAUUACACAAAUUAUUAUAUAGCAGAAAUAUCAAAAGGUCAAUAUGGAAAUUUGCCAACUAUGCACCAGUUAGGUGAAACAUCGGCGAAUUCAGGAGCUGCUGUAGCUUUAUCAGCCAUUCAAAGAAAGUUAGGAAAAUCUGUUAAAAGCAAUUCAACUACUGGCAAAAACUUCAAUAAAACUUACCCAAUGCCUGAUAUAACAACUUAUCAAUACGACGAAACUUCAGGUUAUUAUUAUGAUCCACUGACAAAAUUAUACUACGACCCUCAUUCGCAAUAUUAUUAUGACAAUGAAACUGGAUCCUAUAUGUAUUAUGAUCAAGAGCAGAGAAAAUAUGUAGUAGCACCAACUGCUUCUCAAGCUGCGGUUUCAACCACAACUUCUGGUGUAGUAGUGGAAGCUUCAGCUUCAACACAGUUAAAUAAUACAGGUGGUUCAAACGAAAGCGAAAUUAAGCCAAAAGAAGAACUGAAAAAAGAUGCGAAACACGAUAAAGUGAAAGUAGCUAAAAAAAUUGUUAAAGAUAUGGAAAAAUGGGCUAAACAAUUGAAUCAAAAAAAAGAAAUGACACAUUUUGCUCCAACGUCAUCAGCCACUCCGGCAGCGGCACCGGUAGCAACACCCGUUAUUGAUGUUAAACGAUCACAACAAUUAUCAAGUAAAUAUGCAGAUGUUGGUUUUUCAAUACUCGAGGGAAAAGAAAAACCUAUAAUAAAUAGCACUAUCGAAACAGAAUUAUCGAAUCGAGUUGUCCAAACAUAUAAUUCUGAUUCGGAUGAACAGGAAGAGCAUAAUAAUCAUCAAAAUAAUUCAUCAGAAUAUUCUAGUGAAAAAGAUUAUGUUGAUUAUGAGAAAUUGACAUGUUUAUUAUGCAAACGGGCAUUUCAAUCUCAAGAGAUAUUAAACAAACACUUAAAAAUGUCAAAGCUGCAUAAAGAUAACUUAGCAAAGUACAACUUAAACAAAAGUCUCAACAAUGAAACAAAUUUUUCGCAAGAAUAUAGAGAUAGAGCAAAAGAAAGGCGUCUUAAAUUUGGUGAAAGUGAUCCUCCACCAGUUAAUAGAAGUAAAGAAAGAUUUGAAAAAGAAUUAGAGUCAGUUAGUAUUAGUGUACAAUCACAAUUAGGCGCGAUGCCAAUAAGUGAAAAUAAUGUUGGUAACCGUUUGCUUCAGAAAAUGGGAUGGCAAGAAGGACAAGGUUUAGGAAAAAGUAAUCAAGGUAGAACAAAUAUAAUAGAGGCAGAUGGACGUAGUUCUACCGCAGGUUUAGGAUCCAAAGUUUCACAAUUUGGACCCGGUGAUGAUUAUAAAUCAUAUAUCAAACGUAUGAUGAAAUCACGCUAUGAAUCUGUCGAUACAAAAAAAUGAAAGGCAAUGUAUAUGGAAGUAGUUAAUAUUUAAAAUGAAAACAGAAAGUGAAGUAAAUUUCAUAAAAUAUUAUGUUUCCAUUUUAUAAGAAAAUAAAAUAAUUUUUUUUAAUAGAAAAAGAGAUAGAAUGAAUGGGAACGAUUUAGAUUAUUAUAGCAACACAAUUGAAUUUUAUUCUUAGCUAACAAAAAAAAUUAAGUUCAAGAAAACAAAAAAAAAAGUUUGAAAACGCCGAAAAACUUAGCUAUUUGUGACACACUAAAAUACCAAACACAUGGUUGCUUACAUGUAAAAUCAGAGAUUUAAAAUGGUUCAAAAUUUAUGCUUUGCAAGAGGUAUAAUUUCUUUUAAACGUAACAAUUGAGAUUUCAUUCCUAAGAGUACAAAACUCAUACACCAUUUUAAAUUGACCAAUAAAUAAUUUUGGUUACAAAAUUCAACGUUUAUUUUAUAUUGUUAAUUUUAUAAUACAUAUUUUAUUCAAGAUUAAAGAAUGAAUUCAUGAAAUUAAUAAUCUAAAUUCACUUCUUGAAACCAUUUUGAAUCUUUUUUGAUACGAUUGAGUUUGUUGACAAUUUAAAAUAGACAUAAAUUU
Messenger RNA from Condylostylus longicornis, 3328 nucleotides. Its product is annotated as RNA-binding protein 5-like. NCBI's taxonomy places the organism in Eukaryota, Metazoa, Arthropoda, Insecta, Diptera, Dolichopodidae. The record is from RefSeq and is a predicted model, not a curated record. Gene Ontology annotation, molecular function: RNA binding. The coding region runs from base 76 to 2733 and encodes 885 amino acids. Gene Ontology annotation, cellular component: nucleus. The transcript is spliced from 4 exons. Gene Ontology annotation, biological process: mRNA splicing, via spliceosome.